GGCGCUCUCUCCGGGGUGAUGUUUGAACACUCGGGUUAGGGAGCGAAAUCGAGUAAGUGAGAAUCCUCAGGAGUCUCUCUCCGACUCUAACUUCACUGGAGUGGAGUGAUACUUUAUCAGUUCGAUAGUUUCACCCGGGUUUUCGGGCUUUUUCUGCGGGUUCCCCAUCUGACCGAGGGGAAGGUGGAGUGAAACGGCAAAGCUUUUAGCGGAGUGAGUGGAGAGGGACUCUAACACUACUUAAACUCAUGAAUACUCUUGCUUUGCAUAGUUACAUCCACGAGGUAAAACUGGUGAAGCACUGAAACUAUUCUGCAUAUAUAACAACUGACCAACCUGAACGUGUCUAAAACACACGAAGUGGGCCCGGUGCAGACUGGAGAAACGUUAGCUAGCUAGUUAGCCGGCUAGUUUGCUAAAAACAGAAAACUAAUGAACGAGGUAGCCCACGUCUAACUGCACUCACAGCUAAACCGAGUUUCAUGCGAAAGCCAUUGGAUUAACAUGUUCAAAUCACCAACCUGCAGCGUCAGUCGCGUUUAUUUACCAGUGUUAGUUAGGUAGAUGCUUUCAUUAACAUUUAGCUUAGCAAGCAGGUUAACCUAACUGGCUAACCUAAGAGUAUCAGCCAUGCAGUAAGAUAAGAUAAUGUAAGUUACUCGGGUGGUUGUAAGCUGCUACCGUGGAAGUGAAUAUGGACGCUGCAGUUUUUCUGCCGAGGAAGCCUAAAUAAGACAGCUGAGUUUAAACGUCCUGGCGACAUAGGUUACCUGGAUGGACUUUGCUAGCCAGUCUAAAUCCCAUCAAUGGUGUCAACAUCAUCCUCCGUGUGUUUGGAUCAGUCUUCUGUCCUGCGCCCCCUAGCGACAAAACGGCGAAUAAAGAACGCCUGCACUGCUUUAGGCUUCAGGACAAGGGGGAUAACCUCCAAUGACUUCGGUACACUACUAGGAGAAAAUCUCAAGAUUCUCAAAAAUAUCAUUCUCCAGGAUGGUGCACAUUUCACCAAGGUGUGGACAAAAUCUUCCAAGUCCCUCAUCUCUUAUGAAAGUGGAAGGAUAUACUUUGAGAAUUACAGGAACUGCUACAGCAGCCUGACACCCGAGCCGCAGCUCUUGUAUGAGUUACCAAGGCGGUCCAAAACUGAAAAGAUCGAGGACUCCUUAUUAUGCCAGUGUCCUCUUGAUAAGGUGCUCCCACAUGCCUCAGAGCAGAAGCCCUGUCUGCUGGCCUUAACGGCCAAUAACUGGCUGUAUCGCCUCUCAGCAGACACAGGAGAAACGCUACAAAGAGUCUACCUCUCACCUCAUUUCAGAUUCAGAUCUCUGGGCUGGGAUAUUCCACAGGAAACAUUUUAUGUCAAAUCCAUUCAGCAGAAACAGACACCAUUAGCACGACAGGCUGGCGUUGAUAAUAACGUCUUCAUGCAUUUAGCCAUAUUCAGAGUAUUUCCUCUUGAUGUUGUAGGACUGUUGGAGAUCAGCAAAAAAGUCUUUGGGAAAUCUGUGGUUGAUGUGCUCCUGUCCCAAGGAGUCUUGGUAGUGUCGCACAACACCAAAUGUGUAAAGCUUUACAGCUUUGAAUACAUUAUGAAGCAGUUCAGGACUAAGGAGCUGGUUUUGGGACAGCAGUGUGAUUUGUAUGAUGCAAGAGGAAUAGUGGGAAAUGCACCAUAUGGCAUUCCAGUGAACAUUCAGAUCAAAGAGUGUCCUCCUGUGCUGUUCGAGAUGUCAUACUUUGAUAAUGGGAUCCAGAUUGGCGGCCAUCCAUGGCACUACAUCUACACACCUAACCAUAAGAGAGACAGGGGAACUCACCACAUUUGCUCAGUCAGAGAUGGUGCCCUGGCAAAGAAUGGCAUACAAGACAUGAAGUGUGACUCGCUGGAGGCAGAUUGGAUUUUCUUCCACCCUGAUGACUCAGGCAGGAUCAUCCACGCUGGACCCAGCACCAUAAAUGUUCUAAGGAUCAGAGAAGAAACCGGAUUCAACUUGCACUAUGAGGUGGUCCAUGAUUUCUCUAUCACUACAUCUCGAGACAGGAGGGCCUCCUCCCAAGUGAUGGUGACCUCCUCUGGCCGCACUGUGAAGAGGAGAUUUCAACACCUGGAUGAUGAUCCUGAAAAAGAGACAUUUAAGAUGGCUAAGUAUGAGGAUGAGCUGGAUCUCUUGGCUAUUGUGGAUGUGAGUCCCACAGAGGAGGGUGUGGGACAGGCCAGUGUUCGACUCCAUGAUAACAAAAGUGGAGUAUUAAUGAAGAGAAUUGCCCUUGAGGAACCGUGGGAUGUGACCUACAGUCAUGAAAUCUACUUUGACAGAGACACAGUCAUCCACAUUGAACAAGAGAGAAACAACAACUUUAGCUGCCAUGUUUACAAGAUGAACCGAAGGAAGAACUUAAGAUGACACUGCCAAAUAUGUAUAAUUCAUCUAGACUUUUAAAGUACUCACAUUUCAGCAGGAAAAUAGUUUGUAAUAGGAUGUUAAAGCUAAUAAUAAUGGGUUGUUUGUUUUUUUUUACCAUGUUUAAAAGACCAAAGUUUCAAUGUUUGAAUAAAACCAAGAGACGGAAUUAAAGUAUGAUUUCUGUUGAUGUGAAA
Molecule: messenger RNA, 2599 nt
Organism: Colossoma macropomum (tambaqui)
Lineage: Eukaryota; Metazoa; Chordata; Actinopteri; Characiformes; Serrasalmidae
Gene: dcaf17
Product: ddb1 and cul4 associated factor 17
Exons: 14
Coding region: 807-2405 (532 amino acids)
Biological process (GO): protein ubiquitination
Cellular component (GO): Cul4-RING E3 ubiquitin ligase complex
Source: RefSeq, a predicted model, not a curated record